Messenger RNA from Limulus polyphemus (Atlantic horseshoe crab), 1780 nucleotides. Its product is annotated as 3-hydroxyisobutyrate dehydrogenase, mitochondrial-like. Gene Ontology annotation, biological process: L-valine catabolic process. The record is from RefSeq and is a predicted model, not a curated record. Gene Ontology annotation, molecular function: NAD binding; 3-hydroxyisobutyrate dehydrogenase activity; NADP binding. Gene Ontology annotation, cellular component: mitochondrion. NCBI's taxonomy places the organism in Eukaryota, Metazoa, Arthropoda, Merostomata, Xiphosura, Limulidae.
AAACAGGUUCAUUGACCAUGAGCAACUGUUCCCUUUAUAUUGCACUGUUACUGGAAAAGUUCUUGUUGGGGAGGUUUCUGUGGGUGUUUAGAAGUGAUAAAAAUCCAUGAGAAAUAUCUUGGUGUUAUGUGUUCUUGUUAGGGAGAAACAAACCAAAACUGUGGAGUGAGAAUGUAACACAAAAGGUAUCAGACUGGAUAUAUAUAUACCUACUUUUCAUGGUUGUAGCAAAUGAAAGGUUUUUUUGUAUUAUUCUGUUACAGAACUGUUAAAGCUGGAACUUUACUGAUAGACAGCAGUACCAUUGACCCAGCAGUGUCAAUAGAAAUGGCCAGUUUAGCAGAGAAAAAUGGAGCCGUAUUCUUAGAUGCACCAGUGUCUGGAGGUGUAAAUGCUGCCAAGGGAGCAACUUUGACAUUCAUGGGUGGGGGGGAGGAAUCAGAGUUCCAGCCAGCAAAAGAGCUGCUAGAUUUCAUGGGAAAGAACGUUAUUCACUGUGGAGAUGUGGGAACGGGCCAAGCAGCAAAGAUAUGUAACAAUAUGACGUUAGCUAUCUCUAUGAUAGGAACAGCUGAAGCAAUGAACUUGGGUAUAAAGUUGGGUUUGAACCCAAAACUUCUAGCCAAAAUUAUGAAUUCCAGUAGUGGACGGUCCUGGGCUUGUGAAGUGUAUAACCCUGUCCCUGGAGUAUUAGAAAAUGUUCCAUCAAGCAAUAAUUACGAGGGAGGUUUUGGUGCCAGCUUAAUGUUAAAGGAUCUUGGACUUUCACAGGCAGCAGCUAGCAGGUCAAUGGCUCCAACUCCGAUGGGCUCUUUGGCCAACCAGAUCUAUCAAUUAAUGAUUAAUCAUGGCUAUGGGUUAAAAGACUUUUCGUCAGUCUUCAUGUACUUGCAGAAGAACGAAGUUGGUGAACACAAGAAAUGAACAUUAAAAAUUAUUUCUUGGUAAAGUUUACAUUCAAAAAGAAAGUUAUAUUAGGUACAGGUGUAGGUAAAGUUAUUUCAUGUAAGGCAGUAUAGGGAGUAAUUGCAGUUACUCUGUACAUAUUACUCCAGUUUGUUAGCAGUGGAUUUCUAAUGAAGAAAAUUCAUUUUUUAAACUUUUUAUAUCAUGUGAGACUUCUUAAUUUGAUUCAUUAUAUCGAACAGUAAAAAUCUAAAUCACAUUUACUGUAUUGAACCUGUUAUCUAAUAUUAAUAAUAAAUGGUCUUAAUUAUGAGUGAUGAACAAACUACAAUAAACUUCUAUAACCACUCUGCCCUAGGUAAUCAGUUGAGUGUUCUCACCACUAGCAGUUUUACUUAGUAAAUAUUGGUAAGUUUCAGUGGUUUACACUUGUGUGAUAUAGUAGUUGCUGUAAUUAGUUUUUAAGAUUUUUCUUUAAAAGAGCUAAAGUGACAAAUUUUUGGAACCCAUAAAAAGGUCUUAAGACAUGUAAGUACUUGUGAGAUGUGACAGGUCAUUCAGCGUGACUCUACUAAUAUAAGGAAGGUGAAAGACUGGGAACUUUUCUUUGUGUAACAUAUUAAGUUAUCAGGCAAAAACUAAUUGCAUUCAAACAAUAUUAAUCCAGGGAAAAGCAGAUGUAUCACUGCUAAAUGUAAGCAGUCAUAGUGUGUAGAUGUACCUAUAUGUUAAUGUAUGAUCAAAACAAAGAGUUUAGUAAUUGGGUUUUCCUUACUACUGAUUUUUAAAAGGACUGUUUGGAUGGAAGCAUGACAUCUAAAUGUUUGUUUGUGUAAUAACUGAACAAUAAAGUUUUCUUGGUUUUUGUACAGUA